Messenger RNA from Salvelinus sp. IW2-2015, 2350 nucleotides. It is a transcript of the gene cnnm4b, whose product is annotated as metal transporter CNNM4. Gene Ontology annotation, molecular function: magnesium ion transmembrane transporter activity; sodium ion transmembrane transporter activity. The record is from RefSeq and is a predicted model, not a curated record. Gene Ontology annotation, cellular component: cytoplasm; plasma membrane. Gene Ontology annotation, biological process: intracellular manganese ion homeostasis; magnesium ion transport; magnesium ion homeostasis. Lineage: Eukaryota; Metazoa; Chordata; Actinopteri; Salmoniformes; Salmonidae.
UUCGGCAUGCGMCUCGAGAGGAGUGACAAGCCGGCCACGACCACCAAUGACGGGGUGAUUCAGGUAACAGAAGAGAGCAACAUCUUCCUGAGGUUCUACGGGCUACAGAUUCUUCCUGACACCUCAUCACAGAUCAGAUUCACCGACCAUGAACAUGAGGAAGGUGAUGUUACCAGCAACAAUGCUCCUUUUAACAGGACUUGUGCAGACUAUAGCAAAGAUAUCGUUAUCAGGGGUGGCAUGAACGUGAGCCACCUCCGAACCUGGGGGGUUCUGAGUUUGAAAAUCAAGCCUCUCCGGAAGAGCGAGCCCCAGAAGGAGUAUGGGCUGUGCGUCCAGGAAAGCCAGGAUGGCAAGUGGUACCUGUUGGGUGAGGAUGACGGGAGGCUGCGGGUGGUGGAGGAGAAGAAGUCCAUGCUUCCUAUGUGGUUCCAGUGCAUCCUCAUCUGCUGCCUGCUGGUACUGUCAGGUAUGUUCAGCGGGCUUAACCUGGGACUCAUGGCCCUGGAUCCUAUGGAGCUCCGGAUAGUCCAGAGCUGCGGUACCGAGAAGGAGAAGAGGUACGCCAGCAAGAUCGAUCCCAUUCGGAGGAAAGGGAACUAUCUGCUAUGCUCGUUGCUUCUGGGUAAUGUGCUUGUAAACACAACGCUCACUAUCCUUCUGGAUGACUUGAUAGGGUCAGGCCUGGGUGCUGUGGUCGCCUCCACUAUAAGUAUUGUCAUAUUCGGGGAGAUUGUGCCCCAGGCUCUGUGCUCUCGCCACGGUUUGGCUGUAGGAGCCAACACUAUCAUGGUGACCAAGUUCUUCAUGUUGGUCACCUUCCCCCUGUCAUGGCCCAUCAGUAAACUCCUGGACUGUGUCCUGGGCCAGGAGAUUGGUACUGUGUACAACCGGGAGAAGCUAGUGGAGAUGUUGAGAGUGACGGAACCAUACAAUGACCUGGUCAAAGAGGAGCUAAACAUGAUCCAAGGUGCGCUCGAGCUCAGGACCAAAACCGUUCAAGAUGUCAUGACACCGAUCAUUAACUCCUUCAUGAUCCACAGCGACGCUGUGCUAGACUUCAACACCAUGUCAGAGAUCAUGGAGAGCGGGUACACGCGCAUACCGGUGUUCGAGCACGAGCGGUCAAACAUUGUGGAUAUCAUGUUUGUCAAGGACCUGGCUUUCGUUGACCCGGAUGACUGUACGACGCUGAAGACUAUCACCAAGUUCUACAACCACACGGUCCACUUCGUGUUCCAUGACACCAAGCUGGAUUCCAUGUUGGAGGAGUUCAAGAAAGGUAAGUCCCACCUGGCCAUUGUUCAGAAGGUGAAUGACGAGGGGGAGGGGGAUCCGUUCUACGAGGUGCUGGGAUUGGUCACCCUGGAAGACGUCAUCGAGGAGAUCAUCAAAUCAGAGAUCUUGGAUGAGUCUGACCUCUACACUGACAACAGCAGAAACAGGAAAAAGGUGGCACCCAAUAAGAACAAGAGGAACUUCUCUGCCUUCAAACAGAGCGAGAGCGAAUCCAAAGUCAAGAUCUCCCCUCAACUGCUAUUGGCCGCUCACCGCUUCCUGACUACAGAGGUGACGUUGUUCAGCCCGUCCCAGAUCUCAGACAAGGUUCUGUUGAGGAUUCUAAGACACCCAGACGUGAUCCAGGAGAUCAAGUUUAAUGACAGUGACAAACGCUGUCCUCAACACUAUGUCUACCAGAGAGGGAAGGCAGUUGACUACUUCAUACUCUUAUUGCAGGGGCGAGUGGAAGUGGAGGCCGGGAACGAAAACAUGAAGUUUGAGACAGGACCAUUCUCCUUCUACGGUGUCAUGGCCCUCAGUGCUCCCACGUUAGAGUUCCGCUGUCCGUCACACAUCAGUGGUUUGAACAGGACAGCAUCUCUGAGCGCUGAAGAUAGUACAGAGUCUCUGUCUGUCAGCGGCAGCAAUAGCCAGCUCAAUAAUCAGUUCACUAUCCCCUUACCAACAUACACCCCCGACUUUUACGUACGAGCUCUCACAGACCUGCAAUUUGUCAAGAUCUCGCAGGCCCAGUACCAGAACGGUGUGAUGUCGUCUCGUCUGGACUCCAUCCCCCAGUCACCUGACUUCGGCCAGCCUCGACUGGAGGGUACCACGUCCCCCGUUUUGACCACCACUCCCGGCAAACUAUCCUCCCGCACUCCCAACCCAACGCCCACCCCGGAGACCACCUCCCUUUUGGCCGACAAUACCACCUCACUCCUCAACGAGGAGGACUGUCUGCCCCACAACCUGUCAGAGAGCAGCAUAUGACACACACACACACACACACAACAGUACACAUACCUAUAUAUGUGCGUAUACACACAACCAACGACUGAGGAGACUG